AGAACAAACGAUUCCUUCCAUCUCCAUCUCGGUCCUAUCGCCACACGUAUCGGUUUCAUCUCCUGCACAUACUCACACAAGGUACAAACAUGUCGACACUUGAGGAUCUCGACGCCCUGGAGCACCAGGACAAGAAGGAAGGCGAGGAGAAGAGAGACGGCGAUGACCAAGAUCCCAAGAAGCCCAACCAGGGCGGCGAUGCCGACAUGAAGGACGCCGACGGUGACAAGAAGGAAGAGGAGGAGGAAGAGGUGCUCGACUCAGACAUCCUCAACUCAAGCACAAGGGACAUUGUCACAAGGCGGCGACUGCUGGAAAACGACACGCGCAUCAUGCGCUCAGAGUUCCAGCGCCUGACACACGAGAAGCAAGCCAUGCUGGAGAAGAUCAAGGACAAUGUUGACAAGAUCGACAACAACCGUCAACUCCCAUACCUUGUCGGCAACGUUGUCGAAAUCCUCGAUCUCGAUGUCGACGAAGACGCUGCCGAGGAGGGUGCCAACGUCGACCUGGAUGCAACCCGCGUGGGCAAGUCUGCCGUCAUCAAGACAUCGACCCGCCAAACCAUCUUCCUGCCCUUGAUCGGCCUGGUCGACCACGAGAAGCUCAAGCCCGGUGACCUGAUCGGUGUCAACAAGGACUCAUAUCUCAUUCUCGACACGCUGCCCGCCGAGUACGACAGCAGAGUCAAGGCCAUGGAGGUCGAUGAAAAGCCCACAGAGAAAUACACCGAUGUUGGAGGUCUGGACAAGCAGAUUGAAGAACUGGUUGAGGCUGUCGUCUGGCCCAUGAAGGAGGCUGAGCGCUUCAAGAAGAUCGGCAUCAAGGCCCCCAAAGGUGCCCUCAUGUACGGCCCUCCCGGUACCGGAAAGACGCUCCUCGCCCGUGCUUGCGCCGCCCAAACAGAAGCCACUUUCCUCAAGCUUGCCGGUCCUCAGCUUGUUCAAAUGUUCAUUGGUGACGGUGCCAAGCUGGUCCGCGACUGCUUUGCUCUGGCUAAAGAGAAGGCUCCCUCGAUCAUCUUCAUCGACGAGCUUGAUGCCGUCGGUACCAAGCGUUUCGACAGUGACAAGAGUGGUGACCGUGAAGUCCAGCGCACUAUGCUUGAGUUGCUGAACCAGCUCGACGGCUUUGCCAGUGACGACAGAAUCAAGGUUCUUGCCGCAACAAACAGAGUCGAUGUUCUCGAUCCUGCCCUGCUUCGUUCUGGUCGUCUUGACCGCAAGAUCGAAUUCCCCUUGCCCAACGAGGAGUCGCGCGCUCAGAUUCUGCGCAUUCACAGCAGAAAGAUGACCGUGGAUGAGGGUGUCAACUGGCCUGAGUUGGCAAGAAGUACUGAUGAAUUCGGCGGUGCCAUGCUCAAGGCCGUCUGUGUCGAAGCUGGAAUGAUUGCGCUACGUUCGGGACAGUCCAAGAUCAUCCACGAACACUACGUCGAUGCCAUUGCCGAGGUGCAAUCAAAGAAGAAGGAGUCCAUUUCAAUCUACGCCUAAGACGUUUCGACUUUUGUUGCAUUGGCGGGGUUGGAGGCGCUUUCAGUGAACGACACAUACCCGGGUUU
Aureobasidium pullulans EXF-150 is the source of this 1561-nucleotide messenger RNA. RefSeq names its product 26S proteasome subunit P45. Bases 90 to 1493 code for a protein of 467 amino acids. The record is from RefSeq and is a predicted model, not a curated record. The transcript is spliced from 4 exons. NCBI's taxonomy places the organism in Eukaryota, Fungi, Ascomycota, Dothideomycetes, Dothideales, Saccotheciaceae. Gene Ontology annotation, molecular function: proteasome-activating activity; ATP binding; ATP hydrolysis activity. Gene Ontology annotation, biological process: proteasome-mediated ubiquitin-dependent protein catabolic process. Gene Ontology annotation, cellular component: proteasome regulatory particle, base subcomplex.